Candidozyma duobushaemuli is the source of this 1221-nucleotide messenger RNA. RefSeq names its product single-stranded telomeric DNA-binding/mRNA-binding protein (gene GBP2). The record is from RefSeq and is a predicted model, not a curated record. Lineage: Eukaryota; Fungi; Ascomycota; Pichiomycetes; Serinales; Metschnikowiaceae. The transcript has a single exon. Gene Ontology annotation, molecular function: mRNA binding. Bases 1 to 1221 code for a protein of 406 amino acids. Gene Ontology annotation, cellular component: nucleus; cytoplasm.
AUGCUAAUACAUCAGGACAGGUCGAGAUCGCCUGUGAGAAACAGAGAUCGGUCGCCCGGUACGAACUCCAGAAAGGACUAUGAAGCUCCUCGUGGCCAGGACAGAAGGGGUGGUUACGCUAGAAGACAAAGAGAUCGUGGAAGUGAACGCUCUUUCAAGGACAGAAUCGGACGCAGAGAUGGUGGCGGUCGUGACAGAGGUCGUAGAGGUGACCGUCGUGACAGAGGAGAGAGACCUCCAAAGAGAGGUUACAUUUCCCCUGAGGAUGCUUCUACUGUGCCAGGAAAUGAGGAUGAGCGUAGUCUUGUCGAGCGCAACUACGACAGAUCCAUCUUCAUAGGCAACAUUCCGUUUGAAGCAACCGCUAGAGAGGUGAAUGAGAUCUUUAACAAUGACUUUGAAGUCGUAAGGGCAGACAUUGUUACCAGACGUGGUCUCUCUCGCGGAAUGGCUACUGUGGAGUUCAGCACCGUUGAGGAUGUCGAGAGAGCUAUUGAGAAGUUCGACCGCACUCAAUACCAGAACAGAGAGAUCUUUGUCAGACAGGACUACCCUCCUCCAGAGGACAAGAGAGAGAAAAGCGAGUCUAGUCGAAGCACCGCUCCUCCCGCGGACGAGGAUCGUGAGCCUAAUCCUGAGGUUUUUGUCGGUAACUUACCCUACACUACUUCUUGGCAGACAUUGAAGGACGAGUUCAGAAGCGUGGGCACCAUUGUGCGUGCUGAUGUGCUUACUGAUCGUCAAGGUAAGUCUCGUGGCUAUGGUACUGUUGUCUUCAAGACCACUGAGGACGCUCAGGCCGCUAUUGACAAAUAUAACGGUUUCGACUUCGAAGGUCGUAACAUCGAUGUGCGUUUCGCCAGAGAGGCCAAGAAACCCGCUCAAAGCAGUGGCAAGAAGAACUCCCCAUUCACAGAGGGUGUUGUUGGGGAUGGCGAGACAUCUAGAACUAUCUUUGUUGCCAACUUGCCUUACAUCACAACGAAAGCUGACUUGUAUGAUCUUUUCGAGACCGUGGGCCAGGUCACCAAUGGCGAAAUUCAAUUAGAGUCUCGUGGUAGACCAUCUGGUAAUGCUGUGGUGGAGUUUGAAAAUGAGGAUCUCGCGGAACAGGCAAUCAAGAACUUGGAUGGUUACAACUAUGGUGGUCGUCCCUUGCAAAUCAGCUUUGCGCAGUAUCCAAGUGUUAACGAGUCGAACGAUGCUGAAAUGGCUGACUAG